Messenger RNA from Branchiostoma floridae (Florida lancelet), 1046 nucleotides. RefSeq lists its product as uncharacterized. The record is from RefSeq and is a predicted model, not a curated record. Bases 132 to 860 code for a protein of 242 amino acids. Lineage: Eukaryota; Metazoa; Chordata; Leptocardii; Amphioxiformes; Branchiostomatidae. The transcript is spliced from 7 exons.
CAUAUGACGUGGCAAAGUUAUCUUGCAAUAUUCGCAGCAGGAGGUAUAAAUUACAAGUCCUCAGAAAACAAACGCGACAAACACACCGGGCAGUCUGUUCUGUAGGGAGCGCGGUGUCACCAGCAGUCACAAUGUUCAAGGCCGUGUUUGUAUGCAUCAUCGCUUUGGCGACGGCAAAGAAUUACAUAGUGCAGCCGAUCGAGAAGGGCGUGGUGUUCCGCCAGGAGAUCGACAUCGACGUGACGGCCGGAGUGCGCACUGUGAGCGUGCCGCAGCACAACAGCGUGGCCGCCGCACACAUCAUCCACUCCUACCAUGACGCCCAAACCCUGUACUGCCAGACGGAGGAGGGGAAGUGUUUCCUCAUGCCGCUGGCGGACCGGAACGAGCCCGGCCAGGCCGAGCUACAGGCCGGGCUGGACAUCCUACAGAGCGAGAGGUCCGGUUUCCUGCCUGACUGGGAGACCGAGGUGGUUGUGAACCGGUGGGCGGUGGUGGGGCGGGCCGAGCGCGGCAGCCUCAGCCCCGUCCUGUCCGCCUUCCACGCCGACCUGCCGGUCUACAGGGUGGAGAAGAUCGAUGACUCAGCACCCAUGCUUGGCAGCUCCCCAGCCCUCCACCCUGCCAGCCCGCUGACCCGGCGCCAGACCUGCGGGAACGGAGCGGACCCGGUCCGGCAGUACGCCGUCAGCAACCCCGCCGGCUGCGAGUACCUGGUCUUCUGUGACGUCGACCACUCAAAUGGAGACUACAACGAGUGUCCCCGUCGUCACGUGCUGGAUCAGUUCUUCAUGGCGUGCCUGUGCUGCCCGGAGCACUCCACCCGCGAACAGUGCAUCUACUGUGUCAACCUGGAGUAGUGCAGCGGCACAAGCUUCUAAGCAGAGUUCCCACAUUGAUUCUGCUUGGUAACGGAAACUGCCAAAUUAAAGGAUACGUAUGAUGUAUCCUUUUCAGGCAAACGAAAUGACAGAGUAAAGUUUACAAAUACAUGUAUGAAACUUAAUAAAAGUCUACAAAAUAAAAGGUACUGACAUGUCACUUGA